AGACUUUCUCCGAGAAAUGAAAUUUUUAGAAGGAAAUGAUAAUUAUCAAACAGUAUUUCCUUCGAUUGGAAAAAUUUCGAAGAAUAAUACACAUAUCGGUCAAGGAAUAUGGCUACCAACAGAGCAGUUUAAUUCUCUCAUAGCUGCCCAUCCAUCAAAGAGAUAUGCCAGCAAGUUUGUAAUGAGCUUGAGCUCAUGUGUCUAUGGAAAAGAAGUUCUGAAAAAUUCAUCUAUAACUGGUCGUCCAUGCAAUUCCAAGCAAAACAGCCUGCCUAAAGAUAAAUUAGAUGCAACCAAACUUUUGGCCAUUAAAGAUUUUUUUGAAUGGUGGUUGAAACAGAAAUGUAAGCUUAAUGAAGUUCAAAUAAUAAGCUAUGUCGCCAAAAUGAAUUCAUAUAUAACAAACAAAAUAUGUGAGUUAAACAGGAAUAAAGAACCCAGAAAAAGCAUAGCAAAAGUAAAAGAAGACUCGGAAGAAGAAAAGGAAUCAAAACUGGAAGAGGAAUCGGAAGAAGAAAAUGAAUUAGAAGAACAAGAUUCGGCAAAAGAAAUAGAAGAUCUCUCUGAUCAAGCAUGCGAAUCAGAUUAAUAACUUAAGUUAUAAAUUUAUAAGUAAUAAAUAGAAACAGUAUGA
Molecule: messenger RNA, 634 nt
Organism: Brassicogethes aeneus
Lineage: Eukaryota; Metazoa; Arthropoda; Insecta; Coleoptera; Nitidulidae
Source: the annotation of a GenBank genome assembly